AUGAAGAACAUCGUUGCUUCUAUGUUUGUUGUAGCGUUUGUGUAUGCAGAGCUGCCACCAAACAGUUACCUCCCGCCUCCACCAAGUAAUCGCAACGGAGCAGGCUAUCCUCAUGGACCAUCAUCAGCUCUCAGUCAGAACUUCGCUCCUCAGGUAGUCGCCGCUCGUACCCUGGAAGGUGCUCAAAGCCCUCGCACUGGUCCAGUACAUGGCGCUCACAUUCCUCAAUCCAAUCCAUUUGGAAGGUCCAACCACGCUUCACUAUCCCAAAAUCAAGCUGCUGGAAACUAUGCUGCUUCAAGGUUCGCUAACGAAGAAUCCGGCUACGAUUCGAAUGCCGCCAACUUUGCCAGGAAUGCUAUCGAAGAAAGAAAUUCAGAACCAGCGAACUAUAACUUCGGGUAUGUGGUGAACGAUUUUCAAGAGGGAACCGACUUCGGCCACCAUGAGGAGCGUCAAGAGAAGAAGGCUCAAGGAGAGUACCAUGUCGUGUUGCCUGAUGGUAGAAAACAGACAGUAAGUUACGAAGCCGAUGAGCGUGGUUUCAAGCCCCAAAUCUCCUACGAGGACUCCGAAGACCUGGCCCGUUCAUCAGGCUAUGACAGCAACGCCAACAAUGUCCGCAACGGAGGCAACCACGACGGCCAUUUUGGCAAAAAUGGCGGCCAUGACACUUUCGGCUCUCGCUCAAACAGCUACUGA
Messenger RNA from Arctia plantaginis, 702 nucleotides. The record is from the annotation of a GenBank genome assembly. NCBI's taxonomy places the organism in Eukaryota, Metazoa, Arthropoda, Insecta, Lepidoptera, Erebidae.